UAGAAACUGUGCGUGGUCAAAGUGCCCACAGCGGCCUGAAAUCCAGCAGCGCCAUGCAGUCUCCGGUCAGCGAUUCUCCUGUCAGACCGGGUUUCCACAGGGUGGAGGUCCAGAAAACCACCUGGGUUGUACCGGACAGAUACACGACGCUGUGGGCGAUCGGCUCCGGAGCUUACGGGACAGUGUGCUCUGCCAUCGACCAGAAGACCAAAGAGAAGGUGGCAAUCAAGAAGCUGUAUCGGCCUUUCCAGUCCCUCAUCCAUGCAAAGCGGGCCUACAGGGAGCUCAGGCUGCUCCGCCACAUUCAGCAUGACAAUGUGAUCUGCCUUCUUAACGUCUUUACACCCGACUCCACACUGGAGAAAUUCCAAACCUUUUAUAUGGUGAUGCCCUUUGUAGCCCAAGAUCUGGGCCACAUUAUAAAGAGGAAGAGGUUAUCAGACCGUAUUAUCACAUAUCUGUUUUACCAACUCCUGAGAGGCUUGAAGUACAUCCACUCUGCUGGGAUCAUACAUCGGGACCUGAAGCCGGGCAAUCUCGCUGUGAGUGAGAACUGUGAAUUAAAGAUUCUGGAUUUUGGUCUGGCGAGACAAACCGAGAGUGAAAUGACGGGUUAUGUUGUCACCCGCUGGUACAGAGCACCUGAGGUCAUUUUCAACUGGAUGCACUACAGUCAAACAGUGGACGUUUGGUCAGCCGCCUGCAUCCUGGCUGAAAUGAUUACCGGCUCGGUGGUUUUCCCAGGACACGACAGUAUCGAUCAGCUGAGGAAGAUCCUCCAUCUGACAGGAACACCAGACACCUCCCUGGUGCAGAAGAUGCAGAGUAAAGAUGCACAGUCAUUUGUGAAAGGUCUCCCUCCACAGAAGAAGGGGAAUUUUAAAGAAGUGUUUCCAGCAAUGAGCGAAAAGGCUGUAAGUCUUCUGGAGGGGAUGUUGCUGCUGGAUCCAGAGAAGAGGCUCACUGCCAAGCAAGGACUGGCCCACCCGUUUCUGGCUGAAUACCACGACCCAGACUCAGAGCCAGACUCAGAACCUUAUGACGACUCCUUUGAGAGCCUUGACCUCGACGUCGGAGAAUGGAAGAGUCUUAUCCACAUGGAAAUCAUGACCUUUGACCCCAAUAACCCAAGCAAGACAGCUGUUUAGGACUGUCGGUGUGGCUGUCUGUGUGAGGUGGAAAGAUCAAGAGCAAUGAAAAAAGACAGCAACAUGAAUUGCUUUAACAGUAUUUUUCUGUAACUUGUAUGUUUUUCAUUUGAUAUAAUAUUAAGUAAAUGGCAACUUUUCUGGAUAUGGCUGCAUUUUAUUAUCAAGUUCAUUAAAUUUUCAGUUGAAACCAGAUAUUUACCUACAGUGUAUAAAGACACAUAACCUGUUUUCCUUCAUUGUCUAACAUUAAAUCAGACUAAACAUUU
Molecule: messenger RNA, 1417 nt
Organism: Girardinichthys multiradiatus
Lineage: Eukaryota; Metazoa; Chordata; Actinopteri; Cyprinodontiformes; Goodeidae
Product: STKc_p38 domain-containing protein
Exons: 12
Coding region: 54-1148 (364 amino acids)
Biological process (GO): intracellular signal transduction; protein phosphorylation
Cellular component (GO): cytoplasm; nucleus
Molecular function (GO): ATP binding; MAP kinase activity
Source: RefSeq, a predicted model, not a curated record